CGCGCGCACGACCUCCUUUGGUGACCUACGCCGUCGAUGUUUGUCCUCACCGCCGUCGGGGCUUCGUCCGCGCUCGACGGCCGUCGGCCUUUUUGAAGAUUCCGCGCAAAUUGCUCGGGCCCGGAGCUGUCAAUGGUCGACCUUCGCGGCGGGACACGUAUCGUUCACUGUCUCCUCCUCUCCCUUUCUCUCGUCACCUUUCGAUUCGUCGCCUUUGUUCUCCGAUAUCGAUGAGCGCGCCAUUUAAUUGUCCCGUGCUUCACACAUGUUCGCGCCUCGUGAUUAAAGUCCGGGGUAUUCUGUGCGGGAAAUUUGACAGUUCUCUGGCCGUAGAAGUGACGACGUUAUAAUGACCCGGUACUUUUUGGUGACAGUGAGGAUCAUGUAGAGAAGGAACGAAUCUUUGCGGUUGUCGGGUACUCGAAGAGACCAGAAGUGAAAGUGAUUAGAAUUCUCGUAGUGUCGCUUUAGUAGCUCUUUGGUUUGUCGAAUUUCAAAGUCUCCAGCAGAAGACUCUAAAUAUAUGAUCAUAUCAGAUGACCCGCUGAAACUCGAGGAUUCCUCAUGUGGCGAAGAAGAAUUGUCAUCAUUGGUUCACCGCCUAACUUGCAGCUUAUUAAAGCAGUUGAAAAACGGAUCGGCAUGGAGUAACUACUCGGGUCACAGCGACCCUUGGAAGGGAAAAGGGCAGCCCUUCUGCCGCCAAGACGCACGACCACAUCGAACUGUCGGCGUCCUGCAGCGACCCCUGCGUCAUUAUUAUUAUUAUUAUUAUAGCCGCAAGGCUGACGUUUUUCCUCUCGAACCUGUAAAUAAAAGGCCUCAAAGUGUACGGCGCCGUGGAGAAGACGUUUCACCCGUUCGAGCUGAGCAGCAGGCUUUCCCGCGUGUUCCCCGGAACACUGCCCGGUAUACAAGGUGA
Molecule: messenger RNA, 922 nt
Organism: Camponotus floridanus (Florida carpenter ant)
Lineage: Eukaryota; Metazoa; Arthropoda; Insecta; Hymenoptera; Formicidae
Exons: 5
Coding region: 524-922 (132 amino acids)
Source: RefSeq, a predicted model, not a curated record